Nematolebias whitei (Rio pearlfish) is the source of this 3977-nucleotide messenger RNA. It is a transcript of the gene gsk3ba, whose product is annotated as glycogen synthase kinase 3 beta, genome duplicate a. The transcript is spliced from 11 exons. The record is from RefSeq and is a predicted model, not a curated record. Gene Ontology annotation, biological process: extrinsic apoptotic signaling pathway in absence of ligand; negative regulation of canonical Wnt signaling pathway; protein phosphorylation. The coding region runs from base 751 to 2028 and encodes 425 amino acids. Gene Ontology annotation, molecular function: beta-catenin binding; protein serine/threonine kinase activity; tau-protein kinase activity. Gene Ontology annotation, cellular component: axon; nucleus; cytoplasm. Lineage: Eukaryota; Metazoa; Chordata; Actinopteri; Cyprinodontiformes; Rivulidae.
UAACCCUUUACAGAAACUGCGUACGUAUUAUGCGCAGCGACAAAGACUGCUAGCCCGAAACCUAUGGGGAAGGAAUAAAAAAAGACGUUCGGUAUCGUCGCACUCUGUACCUUAAGACCGUUAUUAUCUGAGUAGCUCGCCGCCCCAGAGCUUCGGUACAGACGCCGAAAUUUGACGACGACGAGGCCGUAUUUGGCGUUAGCUUAAAGUCUGCUAAUUCGUUAAAGGAGCCCGUGGCGCCAGACAGUUUUUCAUUUGGACGGUCUGUAGGCUCGGAUAGCGAGGGAGCCGCCAUGGCAGUCGGAUCACUGAGCCUCCACAUCGGGAUAUGAAGAGGAGCCGCAUGUAUCUGGAAUCGACAAGAAAACGCCACAUUUAUCUCAGGUUGACACCCGAACUAGACCAUUCUUACAUUCGUGGGGUCCACACAGGAACAAUUCACAUUUGGCUUUGAACAGGGGGCCACAGGGAGAGGCCAGAUUCAUGACUAUUUCAGUCCGUGUCUUCUGAGGCCCGUUGAAAGAAAACCUGGAGUUUAAGCGAUGCUCUGAUUGACCCAUCGGUGCGCGAGAAGAAAGGACACUUUCGUAGGAGAUAUAAAAAGUGGCGCAAAGGAUCGAGGGGUAAUAAAAGUUCCCGAGAAUCCGAGCUAUACACAUUUACUGACAUCCUUUUUGGAUGAGAAGCUUCGGCGAAUCGACCAGCCCUGCCGUUUAGCAAGUCGCAGUGAAUCAACGGGAUUGGAUCAUCAUGUCGGGUCGGCCCAGGACCACAUCUUUCGCGGAGAGCUGCAAACCAGUACCGCAGCCAUCUGCUUUCGGCAGCAUGAAAGUCAGCCGUGACAAAGAUGGCAGCAAGGUAACGACAGUUGUGGCCACUCCAGGCCAAGGCCCUGACCGGCCACAGGAGGUGAGCUACACGGACACGAAGGUCAUCGGCAACGGCUCUUUCGGAGUCGUCUAUCAAGCUAAACUGUGCGACUCUGGGGAGCUAGUGGCAAUCAAGAAGGUCCUGCAAGACAAGAGAUUUAAGAAUCGUGAGCUUCAGAUCAUGAGGAAGUUGGACCACUGCAACAUCGUCCGUCUGCGCUACUUCUUCUAUUCCAGUGGAGACAAGAAAGAUGAAGUGUAUCUGAAUCUGGUUCUGGACUACGUUCCUGAGACAGUCUACAGAAUGGCCAGACAUUACAGCCGAGCCAAACAGACGCUGCCCAUGAUUUACGUCAAGUUGUACAUGUACCAGCUGUUCAGGAGCCUGGCGUACAUCCACUCGUUUGGGAUCUGCCAUCGGGACAUCAAACCCCAGAAUCUGCUGCUCGAUCCAGAGACGGCAGUGCUGAAGCUCUGCGACUUUGGCAGUGCCAAGCAGCUGGUCCGUGGGGAGCCUAACGUGUCCUACAUCUGCUCUCGCUACUAUCGGGCUCCUGAGCUCAUCUUUGGGGCCACUGACUACACCUCCAGCAUAGAUGUGUGGUCAGCUGGCUGCGUACUCGCAGAGCUGUUGCUAGGACAACCAAUCUUCCCUGGCGACAGUGGUGUGGAUCAGUUGGUUGAAAUUAUUAAGGUUCUCGGUACUCCGACCCGAGAGCAAAUCCGUGAGAUGAACCCCAACUACACUGAGUUCAAAUUCCCCCAGAUUAAGGCACAUCCCUGGACUAAGGUGAGUCAACAGGUCUUCCGGCCUCGUACGCCUCCCGAGGCCAUCGCCCUGUGCUCCCGCCUGCUGGAGUACACGCCCACAGCGCGCCUCACCCCUCUAGAGGCCUGCGCACACUCAUUCUUCGACGAGCUGCGUGACCCCAACGUCAAACUGCCCAACGGGAGAGAAAAACCCUCGCUUUUUAACUUCACCACCCAAGAGCUAUCUAGUAAUCCCUCUUUGGCCUCCAUACUCAUCCCAGCCCACGCCCGCAACCAGGCUGCCGCCUCUACACCAACCAACCCAUCCGCCACUACAGAUGGCAGCAGCACAGAGCGAGGUCCCAUCACCACCACCGCCUCUGCCUCGGCCUCUAACUCCACCUCCUGAGCCUGCAGAGCACCCUGCCCCGCCCCGGUCUCAGCCCCGGCCCACAGCCUCUCCAUUGCCCUGGCCAGGGUGGGGGAGCGCCGAUCAGCUCUGCUCCUGCCCCGCUCUCCUCCCUGGCAGCGGCGCAGCGAUGCUGAGGCAGCCCGGGUUCAACAGCUAAACAACAGCCCCCUCCUAGAAACGACCACAAACACAAGCAUCUCUGACUUCCGUCGCCGACCCCUCGGCCGGCCUCCUCGUCCAGCUGUUCGAGCUCCUCUCCAUCCUCCGUCAAUAACACCUCGAAGCGAAGCGCAGGGCUGGAGUGUUGCUGACUGUACUAUUGAUGAAAGUAGACUACAUGUAAACACGUUGUUUGUAAGAGGACGAGCUAGAAAAGUCCUUCGCUGUCCCCCUCAUCAUCGUACCAUUUCUCUGCAUCCCUAAGCCCCCUCCCCUCCUCAUUUGGCUCCUUCUGUAGUGCAUGACCCGAGUACGGUAGGAUCGAUUCAUUGGGGGGGUGUCGCACCUUCACAAGUCCACUUCCGCAGACAAGGCAUGAGGCUCCCGCACGCAUAAACACACACACUCGGACACGCGCACAUCCUCUCACACACACCGAGGCAUGAUGAUGUAUGCAGAAAGCAUCACUUUGUGACAGGGCGUGUGGUGUGGGUUAUAUUUGAACAGUUUAUUUUCUUGUCCCGGGGUUGUUUUAGCGGCAGGCGAGCUGUUUUACUCCAACAGUUUUAUUUUAUUUUGUACUCCUGGGCAGAUGUUUGUUUUUGGGUGUGCGAUGGAUGUGACGUGUAUCUGGUCCCGUGUGCUUGUAUAAUAUAUACAUACAGUACAAACACGCGUACCUACACAUUUUAUAUAUUACUUUUCUUUCUGUAUAAAAAGUAUAUAUAGAUAUAUGUAUAUUAUUCUACAGUGGUUCAGAAAUCAUUUAAGGUGAGCUCAUAUCCUGUAGAGCUGUGGCAAUAUUUGCUGCUGCCUAAAGAUAACAGAUUUCGAUAAGCUUGUGUUUAUUUUUGUUGUUCUUGCUGGAGUGUUGAUAGAUUCCAGCAGCCACUUCCUCCUCCUGCGUAGAUGGAUUUAGAGUGCCGCUCUAUUCCUUUUUGCCUUGGACUCUGUGUAUUAUUGCGUCUGUGACGGUGCAGCGUCUCAACAAACUCCUGUUUGCCUCCUCAUGAAGACUUUCAAUGAUCACGCUUUGUUUUAUUUUUCUUGUUCUGGCUUCUUAAGAAGCCCCAGCGGUGGCGGUCUCUGAUGCACCCCAGGCUGUUCUUGUGGUGCGACUGCCGACUGAAAGUGUUUGCCGCGCGUUACUCUCUCUUCCACCUGCAGCACGUAGAUCCGCUCGGUACAGGCUGACAAUUACAGAAAACACUACAGUUUAAAAAGAAGAAGAAGAAAAAAGAAACUGAAUUUGUAAAUACAGUAUAAAUGCUCUUCACCAAAACUCUGACUUGUAUGUCUUGUAUGUUAUUCUGUUAUGUUGAUUUUUUUUCCACGUUGUGUUUAAGGUAUGUAUAUAUACGCAGACCCGUGUACUGUUUAUGAGCAAAAACACAAAGAAAAGUGGGGAGAGAUUUGAAAAAGAGGAAAAAAUAAAUAAGAGAAUCAGGGUAAAACUGAUGUUUAUGGAUACUGUAGAUGAUGAUGAUGAUCAGCUUUAUCCAGCCAUAUGUUCAAUCUUACCUGUACAGUACAAUAGAUGACACAGCUGUAUUAUUGUAACAAGAACUUGUCAUGUAUAGUGUAACUAUAGUUUGGAGUGCCUUUGCUUUCAUACACCUUCGCUUUGUCUCCACCCCGCCUCCCCCUUGGCCAUCAACCACCACUCAGUGUUGUGACUCCCCCCUUGGUGCUGUUGAAUGUCCUGCUACACAAACGCCCCCUCCACCCUCAGCAUUUCCUCACUUUCCAUUGCACAGUUAACGUCUUACACAGAUGUAGGUAAUUCU